AUGUAUGGAAGUGCCCGCUCAGUGGGGAAGGUGGAACCGAGCAGCCAGAGCCCGGGGCGGUCCCCUCGACUUCCACGCUCCCCUCGCCUGGGUCAUCGGCGAACCAACAGCACUGGAGGGAGUUCUGGAAGCAGUGUUGGAGGAGGCGGUGGGAAGACCCUCUCCAUGGAGAACAUCCAGUCCCUCAAUGCUGCCUAUGCCACUUCCGGCCCCAUGUACCUAAGUGACCACGAGAAUGUGGGUUCAGAGACACCCAAGAGCACCAUGACCCUUGGCCGAUCCGGGGGCCGUCUGCCUUACGGCGUGCGGAUGACCGCUAUGGGCAGUAGCCCCAACAUAGCGAGCAGCGGGGUUGCCAGCGACACCAUAGCGUUUGGGGAGCACCACCUGCCUCCAGUGAGCAUGGCCUCCACUGUUCCUCACUCCCUCCGUCAGGCCAGAGAUAACACCAUCAUGGAUCUGCAGACGCAGCUCAAGGAGGUGCUAAGGGAAAACGACCUCUUACGGAAGGACGUGGAGGUGAAGGAGAGCAAGUUAAGUUCUUCAAUGAACAGCAUCAAGACCUUCUGGAGCCCGGAGCUGAAGAAGGAGCGAGCCCUGAGGAAGGAUGAAGCUUCCAAAAUCACCGUCUGGAAGGAGCAGUACAGAGUCGUGCAGGAGGAGAACCAGCACAUGCAGAUGACCAUCCAGGCUCUCCAGGACGAGCUGCGGAUCCAGAGGGACCUGAACCAGCUGUUCCAGCAAGACAGCAGCAGUAGGACCGGCGAGCCAUGCGUGGCAGAGCUGACGGAGGAGAACUUCCAGAGGCUGCACGCGGAGCACGAGCGGCAGGCCAAGGAGCUGUUCCUGCUGCGCAAGACGCUAGAGGAGAUGGAGCUGCGGAUCGAGACUCAGAAGCAGACCCUGAAUGCACGCGACGAGUCCAUCAAGAAGCUGCUGGAGAUGCUGCAGAGCAAGGGGCUGUCUGCCAAGGCCACCGAGGAGGAUCACGAGAGGACUCGGAGGCUGGCGGAGGCUGAGAUGCACGUGCACCACCUUGAAAGCCUUCUGGAACAGAAGGAAAAAGAGAAUGCUUUGCUGAGAGAGGAGAUGCAUCGGAGAUUUGAGAACGCCCCUGAUUCUGCCAAAACUAAAGCUCUGCAAACUGUUAUUGAAAUGAAGGAUUCAAAAAUCUCCUCUAUGGAGCGUGGGCUCCGAGACUUGGAAGAGGAGAUCCAGAUGCUGAAAUCCAACGGGGCUUUGAGUACUGAAGAGCGAGAGGAGGAGAUGAAGCAAAUGGAGGUCUACCGGAGCCAUUCUAAAUUUAUGAAGAACAAGGUAGAGCAACUGAAGGAGGAGCUAAGUGCCAAAGAGGCCCAAGGGGAGGAGCUGAAAAAGAGAGCGGCUGGUCUGCAGGCUGAGAUUGGUCAGGUGAAGCAGGAGCUGUCCAGAAAGGACACGGAACUACUGGCCCUGCAGACAAAGCUGGAAACCCUCACCAACCAGUUCUCAGACAGCAAGCAGCACAUCGAAGUGCUGAAGGAGUCCUUGACGGCCAAGGAGCAGAGGGCUGCCAUCCUGCAGACCGAGGUGGAUGCUCUGCGGUUGCGUUUGGAAGAGAAGGAAACCAUGCUGAAUAAGAAGACAAAGCAAAUCCAGGACAUGGCUGAAGAGAAGGGGACGCAGGCUGGGGAGAUCCAUGACCUCAAGGACAUGCUGGACGUGAAGGAGCGGAAGGUCAACGUUCUUCAGAAGAAGAUCGAAAACCUCCAGGAGCAGCUCCGAGACAAGGAGAAGCAGACGAGCAGCUUGAAGGAGCGAGUCAGGUCCUUGCAGGCGGACACCACCAACACCGACACCGCCCUGACCACUCUGGAGGAGGCCCUUGCCGAGAAGGAGCGGACGAUUGAACGCUUGAAGGAGCAGCGCGACCGAGAUGAGCGGGAAAAGCAGGAGGAAAUUGACAACUACAAGAAAGACCUUAAAGACCUGAAAGAGAAAGUCAGCGUUCUGCAGGGAGACCUCUCAGAGAAAGAGGCUUCACUGUUGGAUCUGAAAGAACAUGCCUCGUCCCUGGCUUCCUCAGGACUGAAAAAGGACUCACGGCUUAAGACUCUAGAAAUCGCUUUGGAGCAGAAGAAGGAAGAGUGUCUGAAGAUGGAAUCACAGUUGAAAAAGGCACAUGAGGCAACAUUGGAAGCCAGAGCCAGUCCUGAGAUGAGUGAUCGAAUACAGCAGCUGGAGAGAGAGAUUGCCAGGUACAAAGAUGAAUCCAGCAAGGCCCAGGCAGAAGUUGACCGCCUCUUGGAAAUCUUAAAGGAGGUGGAAAAUGAGAAGAAUGACAAAGAUAAGAAGAUUGCUGAGUUGGAAAGGCAGGUGAAGGACCAGAAUAAGAAAGUGGCCAGCCUGAAGCACAAGGAGCAGGUGGAGAAGAAGAAGAGCGCCCAGAUGCUGGAGGAGGCCCGGCGGCGGGAGGACACCCUCAGUGACAGCUCCCAGCAGCUGCAGGACAGUCUCCGUAAGAAGGAUGACAGGAUUGAAGAGCUGGAAGAAGCCCUAAGAGAGAGUGUGCAGAUAACCGCAGAGCGAGAGAUGGUGCUGGCGCAGGAGGAGUCAGCCAGGACCAGUGCUGAGAAACAGGUGGAGGAGUUACUGAUGGCCAUGGAGAAGGUGAAGCAGGAGCUGGAGUCCAUGAAGGCGAAGCUGUCCUCCACUCAGCAGUCCCUGGCUGAGAAGGAAACGCAUCUGACCAACCUCCGGGCUGAGAGAAGGAAGCACUUGGAGGAAGUUCUGGAGAUGAAGCAGGAAGCCCUUCUGGCUGCCAUCAGUGAAAAAGAUGCCAACAUAGCUCUCCUGGAACUGUCGUCCUCAAAGAAGAAGACUCAGGAGGAAGUGGCCGCCCUGAAGCGGGAGAAGGAUCGGCUGGUACAGCAGCUAAAGCAGCAGACACAAAAUCGAAUGAAGUUAAUGGCCGACAAUUACGAGGAUGACCACUUCAGAUCCUCCCAUUCCGGUCAAACCAAUCACAAACCCUCCCCAGACCAGAUCAUCCAGUCCCUCCUAGAACUUGACCAAAACAGAAGCAAGCUCAAGUUGUACAUCAGACACCUGACCGCCCUCUGCCACGACCGAGACCCCCUGAUCCUCCGAGGACUCACUCCACCAGCCGCCUAUAAGCUGGACGACGACCAGGCAGCGUGGGAGAAUGAGCUGCAGAAGAUGACCCAGGAACAGCUUCAGAGCGAACAGGAGAAAGGUGAGCGGGACAACACUGAGUUGCAGGAGUUUGCCAACGCCGUCCUGCAGCAGAUCGCGGAUCACUGUCCCGACAUCCUGGAGCAGGUGGUCAACGCCCUGGAAGAGUCAUCCUGA
Messenger RNA from Rangifer tarandus platyrhynchus (Svalbard reindeer), 3351 nucleotides. Lineage: Eukaryota; Metazoa; Chordata; Mammalia; Artiodactyla; Cervidae. The record is from the annotation of a GenBank genome assembly.